Molecule: messenger RNA, 6208 nt
Organism: Leptopilina boulardi
Lineage: Eukaryota; Metazoa; Arthropoda; Insecta; Hymenoptera; Figitidae
Gene: Dap160
Product: intersectin-1
Exons: 35
Coding region: 540-5996 (1818 amino acids)
Biological process (GO): positive regulation of Rho protein signal transduction
Molecular function (GO): calcium ion binding; protein binding; guanyl-nucleotide exchange factor activity
Source: RefSeq, a predicted model, not a curated record
GACGUAUGUGGGGCUGUGUUUCGUUUCAUCGUUUAGAAAUCAUCUCAUCAAAAAAGUAAUUUUCGCGAAAAAGUCAAAUAACGGAGCCGCCGUCGCUUGAAAGAAAAAAAAGGAACAAUGCAUUUUAUCCUAGUCGAGUUUUAGGUUUAGGGAAGAGAAAGAAAAAAAAAAAGGGCAGGACGGCGGCAGGUCGAUAACGCACGAACACGCUCUUAUACUCAUAAAAGAGACAGAGAGAAAAGGCCUGUGUUGGCAAUUCGAUCAAUCUUAAAAGUUCACGACCCGGACUUAUUCGCUUAAUUGGGUUUCAUCCGUGAUUCGAUAACGCUAAAGUGCUUGUGAUAGUGUCGACUAUUUCUUUAGGUAUCAGUUACAUUUCGCGUAAUCCAGCGCGGCAUCGAUCUCGACCGCCUAACCUUGAAAAUUAUGAUAGUCUAUCGACAUCAAAACUAUACAAUUUAAGAUUUUUCUUUCUAUUAUUCACUGGUAGUUGUCAAAUAUCGACAACCCUGAGACGGUGAUCUGUUAGGACUGGAGAGAUGGCCACUUCAACAACCCCGGGUUCAGAUCCGUGGGUGAUCCAAGCUCGAGAACGUGCCCGUUAUCAAGAACAGUUUGAUUCUCUAAAGCCAAAUAAUGGAGUUGUUACGGGCGAUCAAGUCAAAGGAUUUCUCCUUCAAUCUCAACUUCCUCCACAAAUCUUGGGUCAAAUAUGGGGACUUUCGGAUACGGACUCGGAUGGAAAAAUGGAUAUCAACGAGUUCAGUAUUGCCUGCAAAUUAAUAAAUUUGAAACUUCGAGGCUUUCCAAUUCCAUCAACGCUACCGCCAAUUUUGUUGCAAAGUUUAAAGGCCUUUUCUAGUGUAGGAACACCGCCAGCGAUAGGAGCGAUUCCACAACCAAUUGCUCCACCACCAAAUGUUGCUGUUAGGCCACCAUUGCCUGUACCACCAAUUGCCAGUCAACAAAAUAGACAGUCAGUGGUUGCCAGUACACAUGCAACAACUCAUAAACCGUCAAAGCCACCCGCUCGACCUGCACCUCCCUCGAUUGGAAAUGUCGAUACAAGCACUCCAAGUGCUCAUCCCCCGCAAAGACCCACUCCCCCUGGAAGUAUUGGACCUUCAUUUGUCCCGUCAACAGGACCACCACCAAAGCCUGCACCUCCUUCGUUUCCAAAUAGUCCAGCAAUUUCACCAGCUAAUAAAAUUCAACCACCAGUAGUUCCCGCUGUUCAUCCAAUAACAUCGACCCCCUCAAUGGAUUUACUCGAUCUUGACUUAUUUGAAGUGGCACCAAUUGCACCUUUAAAUACAAAUCCAACUCCAAUUGCCGCAUUUGGAAUGGGACCAACUGUACCAAUGCAACCAAUUGCUCCAGGAAUGAUGCCAACAAUGGGAACAGUUCCUAGUGUUGUACCAACUAUGACAGCAAUGCCAACUGGUAAUGGUACAAUUCCAAGUGCAGGAGUUAUGACUCCACCGGCAGUGUCAAUGCCAUCGGGAACUAUUCCUGUUAAUGGAAGUGUUAUUCAUACUCCAGUUUCCUCUAAUACACCAUUGAGUACAACGGCAAGACCGCCGAGUAUAGAUAGAGUUGGUUCCAUGGAUUCACAACACAGUCAACAUUCAAUUCCCUCGAUUGGCUCACCGCAAAGUAUCGAAUGGUCCGUACCACAUCAAACAAAAUUAAAAUAUACUCAAUUAUUCAACACAUGGGAUAGAACUAGAUCGGGAUUUUUAUCUGGACCACAAGCUCGAAAUAUAAUGGUGCAAUCACAAUUGCCACAACAAAUUCUAGCUCAAAUAUGGGCUCUGUCAGAUAUGGAUUCAGAUGGACGUUUAGGUUGCGAAGAAUUUGUUCUUGCGAUGCAUUUGUGCGAUAUGGCAAAAUCUGGUGAUACAAUUCCCGUUGCUCUUCCAAUUGAUCUUAUUCCUCCAACGUUUAGACGUCAAAGACAAAGUAGUUUGACGCCUUCGCAGGGAACACCGGAUAUUGAUCCAUCCGCUGGAAUGCCACAGACUUCUUUCGAGGACAAAAGGAAGGAGAAUUUUGAAAAAGGUCAAGCAGAAUUGGAGAGACGUCGCAAAGCAUUGUUGGAAAUUCAACGCAAAGAACAAGAAGAACGUGAACGUAAGGAAAGAGAUGAGGCUGAGAAACAAGAAAAAAUAAGGUUAGAACAAGAAAGACGUCGACAGGCAGAAAUUGAAAAACAAAUGUUGCGACAAAAGGAAAUUGAACAAGAGAAAGAAGAACAGAGAAAGCGAGCCCAGGAGCAAAGAGAAGCAGCCCGAAAGGAAAUGGAAAGGCAACGACAGCUCGAAUGGGAAAAUCAGAAAUCACAAGAACUUCAAACACAAAGACAAAAGGAACAGGAUAUUCUUUUGAAAUUAAAGGCAAAAAAUCAGACUCUGUCUAUUGAACUUGGAAGUUUGAAUGAUAGAGUUAAAGAGUUAUCGCAAAAAAUUUGCGACACACGAGUUGGUGUUUCGGGUGUAAAAACAACAAUCGACGGAAUGAGAUCAACGCGUGAUUCACAAUUAAAAGAAAUGGCGGCGCUUAAGAAUAAAUUGAGAGAACAAAAUCAAAGACUUCUUAAUAUAAGUCAAGAGAAGGCAAGAAUUGAUGCGAAAAAUAAAGUAAACGCCGCUCAAGACGCUGCUGGUCAAGAGGCAAUAAAAAUGGCAUUUGCCAAUAAACAAAUUACAUUGAAACAAAUGAAAGAUAAAAUCGAAGAUUUACAGCAACAGAUAAAUUCGAAGAAAACGGAUAUUGAAAAUAAUAAUGGUCAGUUGGAGGAUGUGAAAACUCAAAUGCAGAAUCUCAUAACUGAUUGUAAAUGUUUGUAUACUAAUUUUAAUGAGAAAAAAUCUCAAGUAUUGCAAUUGAAAACAAGUUCGGGUGGAAAUUAUUCAUCAUCGGCGUGGGGUGAUAGUGCUUGGGGUGAUUCGGGACAAAAUUUUGAAACUGUUGAUGAAACAUCAUGGCCAGCAAGUGAUUCUGCACCAGUUGAAAGUAAUGCCGAUACAAGUGGCGUUAAAUAUCGUGCAUUAUAUGAAUUUAAAGCUAGAAAUCAAGACGAAAUUUCAUUUCAACCCGGUGAUAUUAUUCUGGUUACAUCUGUUCCGAAUGCAGAGGAAGGCUGGCUAGCGGGAGAAAUUCGCGGACACACAGGUUGGUUUCCGGGAAGUUAUGUCGAACCUUUGGACGCUGAAGCUAAUACCGGAAGUGCUUUCGUUCAACAAGAUAGUAUGGAAAAGAGAACUUUGGAAGAAAUUGCCGAAGUUCCGGAAAAUGUUUCGGAUGCUGGUUCAUUGGGUGGAGAAGGACCCAUCGUGGAUCCUAUUGUUCCAACGUUAGGUUUAGGAACAAUUUGCAAUAUACGAGCGACAGCUGUUUAUUCAUAUCGUCCCACUACUCAGGAACAUUUAAAUUUCGAUAAAGAUGAAACUCUUACAGUUUCAGAACAACAGGGUGACUGGUGGUAUGGAGAGAAUAGUAAUGGAAAUACAGGUUGGUUCCCAAAAUCUUAUGUGAAUACUGCCGUGACAAAUGGACAAGAGGUGCCUUCAACUGACGGUGGACUCAAUGAAUAUUACAUGGCACUUUAUGAAUACACGUCAAAAGAAUCGGGAGAUCUUAAUUUCUCUCAAGGUGAAAUUAUUCUUGUUGUUAAAAAAGAUGGCGAUUGGUGGACAGGAGUUAUUGGCAAUCGAACAGGAAUUUUCCCUUCGAAUUAUGUUGAUAAAUGCGAUAUGCCAAAUAAGGGUAAAGAAAUUCCUACUAACGGUGAAGCAAUAGCAGCAGAAGUACCAAUUUCUGAAGCUGACGUAACUAAACGUCAGGAUUCGGUUACUGCAACGACAACGGCUGCUGUUCAACAAUCACCACUUGAGGAAAAAACGGCUGAACAACUUGAAGAAGAAAGGGCCGAGGCGGAAGAUCGGGCUGAAUUGCCAGAUUUUGCAGCCAUGUCCGCCCAACAGAAAAGUAGAAAACCAGAAAUUGUCCAAGUAAUCGCUCCUUAUCAAGCGACCAGUGCGGAACAAUUAAAUCUUCAGAGGGGACAAUUAAUUAUGAUUCGUAAAAAGACUGACACUGGCUGGUGGGAGGGUGAAUUACAGGCUCGAGGAAAGAAACGACAAAUCGGUUGGUUCCCAGCUUCAUAUGUAAAACUUUUGACUAGCAAUAGCAAUAGAAGCACACCCGUUUCUCAUGGUUACUUAGAUUCACCGACAGAUCCUAAUGUUGAACGUGUGAUGGCGCUUUAUCCAUAUCAGGCACAAAACGAGGACGAGUUAAGCUUCGAAAAAGGUGAUGUGAUUACUGUCCUUGCCAAAGAAGAAGAAGCGUGGUGGAGAGGCGAGCUAAACGGCGUUUCCGGUGUCUUUCCAAGCAACUACGUUUCGUCAAUGUCCAGUGAGACGAUCAAUGAAGUAAUGAUGACACAACUCGAACCAACGGAGAGAAAACGGCAGGAAUAUAUUAAGGAAUUAAUUGCAACUGAGCAGGCUUACAUCGAAGACAUGAGACUCGUUCAUGAGGUAUUCGAGAAACCUUUACUGGGAAGUUUAGUGUUAACUGUAGACGAAGUUGAUCGAAUAUUCGUAAAUUGGAGAGAUAUUAUUGCCUGUAAUGAUAAUUUUCUAAGAACUCUGAGGAUAAGACGAGACAAUAGCGAUGGAGGAAUUGUAAGAAUGAUUGGUGAUAUUUUGUGUGAAAAUAUUCCAAGAAUGUCUGCUUAUGUGAGAUUUUGCAGUUGUCAAAUAUCAGCUGCGGUUUAUCUUCAAAAAUUGACUGAAAAUUCGCCAGAAUUUGUUGAAGUUGCUCAAAAAUGUCAACAGGAUUCAAGAACAAAAGGAAUGCCUUUGAGUUCUUUUCUCAUUAAGCCCAUGCAGAGAAUAACGAAAUAUCCACUUAUCAUUGGAAAAAUUUUGGAAUACACACCUUUUCAUCAUCCAGACAGACAAUAUUUAAUAGAAGCUCUAUCAAAAGCAGAAGAAUUUUGUACUCAGGUAAAUGAAGGUGUGAGAGAAAAAGAAAACAGCGACAGACUUGAAUGGUUACAAACGCAUGUUUAUUGCGAUGGAUUAGAAGAGCAAUUGGUAUUUAAUUCUCUGACAAAUUCCCUUGGUCCUCGAAAAUUGGUCCAUUUUGGAAUAUUACACAAAUCGAAAAGUGGAAAAGAAUUAGUUGGUUUUUUAACAAAUGACUUUUUAUUGUUUGCUCAACCAACGAAAUCAUUACCAAGUGGACAACAAUUUUCAUUUGAGCGAAAUUCUCAUCAUAAAUUUAAAAUGUAUAGAAAACCACUUUUUUUGAAUGAAUUGUUUCUUGUUGGAGAAUCAGAAACAAGUAGCAGUGGAAAUGGUAAUGAACCUACGGAACAUUCAUCGAGGACAUUGAGAUUAAGAGAUGCGAAAAAAUUAAUUAUUCUUCAAGCACCAUCGACAAGUGAAUGUACUUUAUGGACAAGAAGAAUUGUUGAAGCUAAAAAGCAAUUCGCUGAAAAUGAAAGAACACGAUUGCAACGUCAACGUUCAAAACAGGCGCAAUUUGGAGCUUGUGGACGUAUUCUUGUCACUGUAUUGGAAGGUUCCAGUUUAAAAACAAUUUCUGGAAAAUGCAAUGCAUUUUGUAAAGUAUCAAUGGGAUCGCAAGAGGAACAAACAAUUGUUGUUUCUGGCACCGAUUGUCCUCUUUGGGAUGCAUCAAUGCAAUUUCAAGUCAAAGAUCUUCAUGAAGAUACAUUAUGUAUCACGGUUUUUGAUAAAGGAUAUUACAGUCCCGAUGAAUUUAUGGGUCGUGCAGAAGUUCGUGUUGUCGAUAUUAUGAGGGACAGUAACGAUUCCUGUGGACCAAUUCAAAAACGCAUCAAAUUACGAGAAGUGGAAAGAGGUGAUGUUGUUUUAAAAUUAGAUCUUCGACUAUUUAAUGAAUCGGCAAAUUUUAAUAAUAAAAAUGGCAACAGUAGGAUAAUUGACACAAGAGCGUAAAAACGAAUUUUUUUUUUUGACACCAAAACAAAUUAAAAUUUGAAAAUUAAAUUUUUGUAUAAAAGAGAAAUAUCUUUUUUCUUUAUUAUAGUAAAAAGGUGCAAAAAAAAUGUUACAAAAAAAUGAACAAAUAUUAUAGGAAAAAAGGUAGUCUUUUUUUUUUAAAGAUUACAAUCAUUAAUUUAUGAUUUAAAUUGGAUUUUUGAAAAAUU